Messenger RNA from Clarias gariepinus (North African catfish), 734 nucleotides. RefSeq names its product signal-regulatory protein beta-1-like. The coding region runs from base 21 to 734 and encodes 237 amino acids. Lineage: Eukaryota; Metazoa; Chordata; Actinopteri; Siluriformes; Clariidae. Gene Ontology annotation, biological process: response to bacterium. The transcript is spliced from 5 exons. The record is from RefSeq and is a predicted model, not a curated record.
GAAUUUCUAAGAAAUAAACAAUGACUGGAUUCUGGAUUUUAAUUUUGAUCCUAAGCAUCAUGUAUAUAGCCCAACCCAGUAGACGCUGGGUUACUGCGCAAUUGCUCACAGAGUCGCCAGUUUCUCAGCCUGAUAGAGAGCUCAGUGUGGAUAUCGGAGACUCGGCUACCCUACAAUGUUGCGUUUCUGAGAAAGUAUUUGGAAUGAUAGCUUGGUUUAAACAACUAAAUAGAAAACAGCCUGAGAUGAUAGUCAAACUCUUUAAAAAUGUUGGAGAUACGUUUGAUAUUGACUUUCAAAACCCUCGUUUUCAGACAAAAAAACAUUCAAACUGCUUUAAUAUAAUUAUUUCACAAAUCAAUAAGUCUGAUGAAGCCAUGUAUUACUGUGCACUGAUGAGACCUGACAUUGUGUUUGCAGAUGGAACUCAUUUAAAAAUCAAAGGUGAGCAUGUUACUACACCAGAAACAUCUAAUUCACCCUUGUAUGAUAAUUCAGUGGUGUGUGAACCAUCACCACAUACUAAUACCACCAACAUGAACACACAUGAGAAAACAGUAAAUCAAUCUAUGGGACAUUCUCCAAAAACAAAGCAGCAAUCUGGAGCUGAAACACUGAAUUAUGCAGCUUUGCAUUUCACCAAGAGGAAAGACAUAGCUGAAAAAAGGAAAACUGAUACAGAGUGUGUGUACUCUGCAGUGAACGAAACUGUAAAAAAGGAAAAUAAUCUAUAA